Amphiprion ocellaris (clown anemonefish) is the source of this 959-nucleotide messenger RNA. Its product is annotated as nucleoside diphosphate kinase A2-like. NCBI's taxonomy places the organism in Eukaryota, Metazoa, Chordata, Actinopteri, Pomacentridae. Gene Ontology annotation, molecular function: nucleoside diphosphate kinase activity. Gene Ontology annotation, biological process: GTP biosynthetic process; CTP biosynthetic process; UTP biosynthetic process. The record is from RefSeq and is a predicted model, not a curated record. The coding region runs from base 165 to 623 and encodes 152 amino acids. The transcript has 5 exons.
CGAGCAAGCAAAGCUCUCUUUACAUUGGCUCCGGUGACUUGCCGUAGUGCUUGUCUCCGCCCCUGUGUAUAAAAGGCGGCUGCACAACCUCCGUCGCUCUUCUCCCACGUCAACCGGAGCAACAAUUGUGUACUUAUCUCCCCGGAGCGUGACUGUUGAGAAUCAUGGCUGAGCUCAAGGAGCGUACCUUCAUUGCCAUCAAGCCUGAUGGCGUGCAGAGGGGCAUCAUUGGAGAGAUCAUCAAGAGGUUCGAGAUGAAAGGCUUCAAACUUGUGGGCAUGAAGAUGCUCCAGGCUUCUGAGGACCUCCUGAUGCAGCACUACGUCGACCUGAAGGACAGACCAUUCUUUCCUACCCUCAUCAACUAUAUGAGCUCUGGUCCAGUGGUUGCCAUGGUGUGGGAAGGCAAGGGUGUGGUGAAGACAGGCAGGGUGAUGCUGGGUGAGACUAACCCUGCCGAGUCCAAGCCCGGAACCAUUAGAGGAGACUUCUGCAUUGAUGUUAGCAAGAACAUCAUCCAUGGCAGUGACUCAGUGGACAGUGCCAACAAGGAAAUUUCCCUGUGGUUCAAAGAUGACGAGCUGGCCAGCUAUACAAGCUGUGCCUUCAGCUGGCUUUACUGAGCUACUUUAGGUGCUGCCACAGUUCCCACACACUAGUUGGAGACUAGUGAAACUCUUGCCUCAGAUUUCUUGUUUUUGCCCGUAACUUACAGGGGAGAAAAACUGAUGUGAUGUUCUUGUCCCCCUCACAUACCCGCCUGCCCACUACUCAUCAUAUACUGUACUUGGAAGUGGUCUCUUCGGAGGUCUGUUUCAUAUCCAGAUUCAUUCCUGAGCUCCAUUCCUUUAGAAACAUUCCAUCCUGUCUUUCAAUGUACAGUUAAUGACUUGAACCUUGUCUUUGGCUGUCAGUUUUGUUAAAGGUGACCUGCUUUCCAAUAAAAUACACAAUACCAA